Symbiodinium pilosum is the source of this 5583-nucleotide messenger RNA. The record is from the annotation of a GenBank genome assembly. NCBI's taxonomy places the organism in Eukaryota, Dinophyceae, Suessiales, Symbiodiniaceae.
AUGGAAGCCUUUCGUAACCUUCAUCGGUCGGCUCUUCUGUCCUACCCCGACUUGGAGUGUCUGCUACGAGAUUUGGAUGAUGUCGAGUUGACUGCCGAGCAUGCAAUGCGCAGCUUGCAUCGAGCAGACAUAAUCCUACGUGCAGUUCGCGGCGGCAAAAAGGAGCUGAGGAGCAUCGUCAUCCAACAAUUUCACGAAGUAAUCCGCCGAGAUGCGGAGAUGGCUCAGCUGCUUCCUCAUCCGCCUGUUCACAGCUCCCAGAUUGGUUCGUGGCUCCAAGACAUCGCCGCCCAAAUCCCCAUUUUCGUGUCGAUAGCGGAGUUGCAGCGUGUGCUCAAGAUACCUGCGCCUCCCACAGAGAUGUCCUCGCCAUUCCAGCGAGAGUGCAAGCGAGUGAGGGUAUGGGAAGCCACACUUCGAGACUCGUGGGAGAUAUUGGACGACAUCCCAGAAGCAGUCUUAUUGCUUCCUGAUCCCCGCGAUGAUAUACUAUCCAAGCGAGACUGGGAGCGAGCACUCUACGUUGGGCGCGCCUGUCUACGUGUUCUUGCCGAUGGAGAUCGUCGCGAAGGACAUAAUCUGGCGCUACGUGAAUGUCGCGAUGUGCUAAGCCGCUUUACCGCACUCCGCCAUCUACUGCCUGAUCCGGCUGAGGACAUCAUCUCUGAUUCUGAGUGGGCCAAGAUGUAUACCCGGAUCGAGCUGGAGCGAGUCAUCGACAGCGAGAUAGAUGAAGGGAAUUUGCGCCUAGGCGACAGUCAGGCGGCCGAGGCGCCGUCGGACGGGGCCGAGAGAGCGUCUCAGCCUCCGCCGAGCAAACGUCUUCGAGGGUUCCGCGCCUACUCCGACAUCCACGAGCAACGAGCUGCCGCCGCGGAUGCGGCCCCUGCACCAGCUCCUCCCGUUGCUCCUGGUGCAGCGGAGAAACUGAUCGACCAUAUUCACAACCAUGUCACUUGGCGCGACACUCAACUCCCGCAUGGACUGGAUCAGGAAGCCCGGGUCCUGCUCUCCAUGGCCAAGUACCUGUUGGAUGCCACCAUGGCGAACUAUGUGAUGUCCGCCAAGCACAAGCUAGGCUUGGCCAUGUUGAUCGAGAGUAAACUUUGGCGUGCUCACCAUAAGCAGGUGUUCCACUACGAGAAUGGGGCGUGGAUCAUGGUAACCGGACUCGAAGUGGAGGCGUGGGAUGCGUUGCUGGCCUUGGAGGGCCUCUUCAUUCAGCUUGCCACUAACCUCGAGGCUGAUGGGCAAGUCGUGGGGUGCUCCUGGACAGAAGCCGGGCCUCUUGUCAUGAACAUCGUGAACGCAUUGGUUCGGCAGGAUAACCAAGUUUCUUCUUCGCUCACGAAGGUCGCGAAGGAGCAAAGUGAUCAUUUGCGUCAGAAGACCUCCAACAAAGUCUGGCAGGCUAAGUGGACUCGUAGGAUCGCUGACAUGGUGGCCGCCUUCAGGAAGCAAUUGGAUUCCAAAGCCCACGCUGUGACCCUCACGAAGCUGUUUCUGGUGGAGUGGGAGACGCCGAUGCCAAGAGCCCAGGGAGUCUGCUUCGAGGAUGUUUAUCUCGAUGGGUCCUGGGCUAUCGCGCAGAAGUGUCCAGAGAAUGAUUGCUACCUCAAGCUCGACUACUGCUACCAUUACGAGAACUGCGUGGACCAGUACCCGGACGUGAACCCGGAUGAGUUCAGAACCAAGCUCCGACGCUUUCUGAUGUCCACGUAUCAUGAGAAUGCGCAUGGGUUCCAGAUCAAGCUAUGCUUCCUCCACGCAGCACUCCGCCGUGCCUGUACGUCCAAGAUGCUGUUUCUCCUAGGAAGUGGCGGGGACGGCAAGGGAAUGGAAGCCGUUCUUGAUCGGGCCUUGUUCGGCGAGUCUGGGAGCUCCACUCUUGACUGCGGAGUUUUCCUGGACCGUGGAGAAUUCCGAAAGUCGGGCGAGAUGGCAUGGAAUAAAUCGAACAUUAGGAUCCAGGAAAUGGACCACCAUGCCCGAUUCAUCGCGGACCUGUGGAAAAGGUUCGUUGUGGACGAAGAAGUUGAUUGUAGAGUCAACUACGGAUUCACGAGCAAGCGCCGCUUUGGCAUCUCUAUGAAGAUACAAGAACUCAACUAUGAAAAUAUCCCAGUCAUCGAGGAAUGCGGCGACAGACGGAAAUGCUGUGAGCAGCUCAAGCGAAGAGUCGCGUGUGUCCGGCUUGGCAAGGGUGUCUUCACAUCUGAUGAGACUCGCGUAGAUCCGGCCAAGGGGAUCUUCAAGUUGAUCCCACAGGACGAGCUCACGGCCUUCCUCUCGCAUCCCGUAACGGCUGCAAUUUACUUCAGAGAGUGGUGCUUGCCGUUCUUCUUGGAGAACUCCCUCCUGGACUCUCUGGGCAUGAUCAACGACCUUGGGUCCGUGAGCCCCGACCUCGAGAAUGACACCAUUUGGCUAGCCACCUGCUUAUCGGGAAACAAGACGCUUCCCCCGGGUGUCACAGAUGAGAAGAUCAAAGAGUCCAACGAGCUUGUCGAGCUUGUGCACGCAGCGACGCCCAUGAAGCGCAUCAUUAAAGAGUAUCUCAUCAUGAAGGUCGAGAGCUUACCCGGUUGUGCAUCGUCGACCAAGGGAAAGCGAACCAAGCUCACCAACUUCAUAGACGCCCUAGACCACACUGACGCGAAGCUUUUCAAGCAGAUGGACGCAGCAUGCUUCGCCAAGCUCCAGGUGGACUGGACAUCCAUGCAGACGUGCAUGGGAGAGGAGGGAGGCUCUGCGGUGUUCGGCACAUGGAAGGAUUGGUCCUGUCCUUUCGAUUUGGCACAUGCUCAAGAGAAAUGGGAUGCCAAGGCCUUCAUCGCGGACCAGGCGUGCAUGGAGGCACACAAAGCCAGUGGCGCUGGCGUGAUUGCUAGCGUUAGCUCCACAGUCGUCACUCUUGACGAGGUUGCGGACGUACAGGCCAUGAAACAGUACAUGCAGCUGAAUGUGGACCGGCGACCAGAGAUGCUCCGACAGUACGUCGAGCGCCAUGAGAACUAUGGUCGUCAGGAUGGCUCUAAGUCCACGAUCUCUGUGGAAUAUUAUCAACAGAAGCAUUACGGUCGCUACAUGGGCAGGGGUCCGUCCGGCCAGAAGCUCACCAAGGAGGCUCGGAAGAUUGCGUUUGGCGCAAUCUGUGCAGAGGUGGAUGCCGCCUGCUGUCAUCCACGCCUCCUAGCAAGGCGACUCAAGAAGUUGGACCUCUGGGAUCCGACAAAGUACGCCAUGCUCGACCUCUUCGUCAACAACUUCGCUGCGUGGCGUCGGUGCUUGGCGAAGUACAUGGACGGCUCCAUCACGGACGCAAAGACGGAGCUCAUCAGGAUCUUCUAUGGAGGAAGGCCAAGCAUCCACGCGCCAUUCCUCCUGAAGCUAUGCCAGGAGGUUCAAACGGCAGCUGAAGCGCUCCUGGGUCACCACACUGCAUCCGCGUGGAAGAACCUGUACUCAGACCGGCUAAAUCCGGAAUUCUCCAGACUGUCGGCUCUGUUGUCUUUCGAGGAAGCAGAGAUGCUCACGACCUUCACCCGCUGCUGCUCGGCUUCGAUGAACGUCCUCAUCUUCGACGGCGCCUACGUGGUUACAUCGUCAUUUGCAGCCGAGGUGGAUAUGAUCAUUGCGUGUGACAAAGUCUCAGAGGAGAUCAUUCCCAUGGAGGUCCAGUCGUGGGCCCAUCUUGUGCAGCCCAAAGUCCUCCCACAUGCAGCGCUUCGUCGAGGCGCAACUGUAGACCACAAUUCUGGAGCACCUGUCACGCAGAAUUGUUUGCUUUAUGCGUUCUCCUGCGUGGCACCGGAUGUGGACAUGGAGGCACUCCAGGCCAAGCUUUCCUCGACCGACCAGAUGAACGCCAUGGAUUUGAACAUGGCUCUUCAGCAGUUGGCCGUUUCCCGCAAAUAUAUGAGACUGGUGCACGUGGACGGCAGCAGCAUGGUCGAGAGAUCAAACGCUGUAUGGCUCUGUCACCAAGCCGUCAGCGAGGGUCACGGUCACUGGUGGGCAGCUCUCUUCGCGGACACCGGAGGUGUUGCCCUCAUCGACGCCUGGACUCAGCGCAGACAUCUGUGGUUGGCCUUUGAAGAUUUCCAGACGCUAUUUGAGGAAACCGACAACGUGACGUGCUUUCACCUGACCGAGCAGGACGUCGAGAAUGCGCUCCCAGAGACACCGGAGUAUCUGCUUCGUGGAAACGGUCCCCGCCCAGCUUGCGCGCCCUCAGCCAUUGUCCCCACAAAGAAGCAAGUGGCUACUGCUCACAAAUCAUGUAUCGAGUGUGGCGCUGGAUUGUACGCGGAGAAGCAGAUUGAUGCUCGCGUCUACACGUUGAGCGGUGUGGAGUCAGUUCAGCAUGUGCAGAUGCGCUGCACGCAGAGGUCCUGCCGCACCUACCACCAUUACAACUACCGUUGGGUGGACGGGCGCAAGGUCAACAUCUGCAGGAAUUCACAGCUCGACUAUGUCUUUGUGAAUAGCAAGACGGGCUUCAGCCGUGCAUUUCUCGACUACCACGCCGCGCUUCAAUUCCGAGGGUGCAUCAGCAACAACGCUAUUGCGUGGGCCCAGGCUGAGACCCUUUGGCUGAACGAGAACGAGCACACCCGGUGGCCACGUGAAUACGCAACAGCCGCGACGUACUACAGCAUCAUUCAAGCGGCUGAGGAGAUGUGGUCUGAAGAGCCACCCAAAUCCUUCCUGCAGAAGUUGCACGCUCUGGACAUCGAGGACCCCCUGGCCGAUGACUUCGUCCAGAGCUACUCAGAAUGGUGGCAUGCGCAUCAUCUGUCCAAUGCCGAGCGGAGACGCAUCCGUGAGGUCGUGAUGGAUGGUCAUGAGAAGAUAUCGACCAAGUGCUCUACAACUCCCCCUGCUCGUGUCGGACGGCCGCGCAAGGAUGGCCGCAUCAAGCAGCGCCAUAACGGCUGGUUCAUGAGCAUCGAUCCUUCUAGCGGCCUCAUCCUCGCAGUACAGGAGAUGCUUCAGCCGGAGGACACUCAGGUCAUGUUGAAGGUGCUCAAGGGAACUCUUGAGCAAGCCCCCAACGUGGACUGUGUCAUUUAUGAUCGUGUCUGCCGGUGCAUGAGCGCGAUUCAGAAGCAAAAGGAGCUCAAGGGGAUCAAGUCAUGGUGCGUGGAUCGCUUUCAUGCUCGCGGACAUUCCGACCGUUGCCCAUGCUCCCCUCUCAACGUGAAGCGGCUUGACACAAGGUUGAAGGGCGUCAACACAUCUGUGGCAGAGCAGACGUUCUCCUGGUUCAUUGGAUACGCAGCGACCUUGAACACAAAGGCCCGGGAGACCCACAUCUUUACUGUGCUGCGCUAUGUGAACCGCCACAACGACCUGGUCAGGAGCAAGUACACGCUCCAUUUGAACCCCUUCAGCUCCCAUCGUCGUGUCGCAAAGGCUGCCGGCAUCUGGAAGAAGCCCGCAAGUCACAAACACACGUGCCGCAGACCGGCUUCCUCGUCCAGCCGUUCUAGCCCGGCAACGCCGUGUCCAUCUCUUCACCGGAGGCCUGCCUCUUCCACGCACAAGGUCAAGAAGGCAUACCUCAAAAACUCCAAGUGA